Molecule: messenger RNA, 1125 nt
Organism: Argiope bruennichi
Lineage: Eukaryota; Metazoa; Arthropoda; Arachnida; Araneae; Araneidae
Exons: 2
Coding region: 1-1125 (374 amino acids)
Source: RefSeq, a predicted model, not a curated record
AUGGGGCCUCAAAAUCAAAUUCCAUCACCAUCGUUUUUCAUAAUUAGUCGUGUAUCAUCUGAAAAUGAAACAUUUCACGGUGUGUCACCAUUUCUAGUUGAAAAGGCUAUAUCUGGGCAUAUCGGUGAAGCUAAAGCAAUAAGGAAAAUUCGCUCUGGCGAUUUACUUGUUGAAGUAGCCAAUAAGAAACAAGCUCAAAAAAUUUUGAAAAUUAAAUCUCUGUCAACGAUACCUGUCACUGUUAGUGCACACAGAUCUCUGAACUCUUCUAAAGGAGUUAUUACUUGUGGAGAGCUGUAUAAUGAGGAGACUGACGAAAUUUUAAAAGAAUUACGAAACCAAGGCGUUACGGAAGUCCGGCGAAUAACAAUUAAAAGGAAUGGUAAUGUUAUGAAGACCAAACACCUUAUUCUGACAUUCCACUUUCCAAAGACACCCGAAUUUAUUAAGACGGGUUACAUGCGAUUAGCUGUCAGACCAUACAUACCAAACCCACUUCGUUGCUUUCAGUGCCAGCGCAUAGGUCACUCCAAAGCUACUUGCCGAGGAGAGCAUAGCUCCUUUUCCCGCACUUGCCCUAUCUGGCAAUUAGAAAAGGAAGUACUCUCUGUCAAGGUUAAGAAUCAAAUAUCUUAUCCGGAAGCAAAAAGGAUUGUGAAAGCCCGUCUACCACCGGCUGGCAUUAGCUAUGCAAAAGCGGCAAAGGUAAUAACUCCUUUCACUCCUGGAAAUGCACAGGAUAAAUCGAGUGUAGGUAUUUCCCUUUCUAAUAAUCAGCUAACAACUGAAUUAGAUGCUUCAGAUGCUGGUUCACCACACAAGUUAAAACCAAAGAGGAAAAAAAUUUCAAAAUCACAGAAAUCACUGGCACUGAAACUUUCAAAAACAGGUCGUUCUUCUAAUGACAUUACCUUAGCUCUUUCUACCAAAAAAUCUCUUGCCUUAGAUAUGGCAAAAUCUGGCCUUGUUCGUAAGGACCUAACUUCCUUAUUCGGUGGUCAGCCGAAGAGUCCGGAAUUAUUGCGACUCCAUCCCUCCGAGGAGGAAGAUGAUUUUCAGAUGAGUUGUGAUGGUUCUGCAACUCCGCCUACGAAUGAUAAUACAAAUUCCACAAAUAAUUCUUAA